Dermatophagoides farinae (American house dust mite) is the source of this 741-nucleotide messenger RNA. RefSeq names its product general transcription factor IIA subunit 2 (gene TfIIA-S). The record is from RefSeq and is a predicted model, not a curated record. Lineage: Eukaryota; Metazoa; Arthropoda; Arachnida; Sarcoptiformes; Pyroglyphidae. Gene Ontology annotation, biological process: transcription initiation at RNA polymerase II promoter. Gene Ontology annotation, cellular component: transcription factor TFIIA complex.
AAAUCAACAGCAAAUUGUUGAAUUUUUUUUUUUUCUCAUUAUCAAAACGAAAAGAAACAAUGCAAUAGAUAUUACUGUAAAAUUAGUUCUGAAAUUUUUAAAACAAAUUUUCUAUAGAAAAUAAAUAUAAUUUCUAUAUUCAAAUCGAUUUUGUUUUAACGAUUCAAAAAUGAGUUAUCAAUUAUAUCGAAAUACCACGAUUGGUAAUACAUUACAAGAAACAUUGGAUGAAUUUGUUCAGUCUGGACAGGUUAGCCCUCAAUUGGCCCAAAAGGUUUUAUUACAUUUUGAUAAAGCCAUUAAUGCUGCAUUUUCUACUCGUGUUAGAUCUCGAUUAACAUUUAAGGCAGGACAUUUAAAAACAUAUCGUUAUUGUGAUAAUGUAUGGACAAUUGUAUUGAAAGAUGCUGAAUUUCGUGAAACAACAGAAUUGAUUAAAAUCGAUAAGGUUAAAAUUGUCGCUUGUGAUGGUAAAAAUACACAACAACAACAAUCAAAAGAAGAUUAAUUUCUUCUACUACUACUUCGUUAACAAGUGGGGGAAAAAAAAUUCAAAAUGGAUGAAUUGCAUUUUGAAUGGCAAUGAUUCCAUCACUUGAAAAAAAAUUUGUCUAUCUUUCAACCUUUUUUUCUUAUGCAAAUCACAUUCGAUGUGUAUGUAUUCAAAAUGCUGUAAAAUUUACAAAAAAAAAUUCAUUUUUGUUCUCAAAUUUCAUUAAAUAUUAAAACACAAUCAUAAUA